Messenger RNA from Colletotrichum abscissum, 126 nucleotides. RefSeq lists its product as uncharacterized. The transcript has a single exon. The record is from RefSeq and is a predicted model, not a curated record. Lineage: Eukaryota; Fungi; Ascomycota; Sordariomycetes; Glomerellales; Glomerellaceae. The coding region runs from base 1 to 126 and encodes 41 amino acids.
AUGCAAAACGACUACGGCCUAUCUACGCAGACACCGAUUCCUCUCUACAGACAACCCGACGUCGGGGUGGGAAAUACAACUCAACACGCGUCUCAGCGCGAUAUCGAAAGUAGGCAAGGACACUAA